UCGUCUCACACACUCCUCAAAGCAUCUAACAUACUGGAAAAUCAAAGCGCUCGCUGCUCCUGCUCACACACUGCCUGCGCUUAGCGACAAGCGCACAACCCAAUAGAGUUUCCCUGUUUUCUGCUAAUUUCCACUCUGUUUUUAAUCGACACAUGCACUUUUUAGAUUAUUUUUAUUCCACUUUGGAUAACAAUGCAAGCGUGUAUUGUGUACCUAAAUACUUUCCCAAAAACUGUUUGAAUCUUUCGCAACUGAACAUGAGAAUUAUCUGUGAAAGCAGAUGAAAAUAGCAGAUUUUUAGGAAGAUGGACCGGAGGCUUCCGAGGAGGCGAUGGACGUUGGCAGGGCAGAUUGUGUGUCUGCUCCUGUGUGCGUGCGCACUGGACCGGGUUUCGGCGCAGAUUCGCUAUUCAGUUCCCGAGGAGUUGGAGCACGGGGCUUUCGUUGGAAAUAUCGCAGAGGACUUGGGCUUGGACGUAGCCAAAUUGUCUUCACGGAGAUUCCGGAUUGUAUCCGGGGCUAGAAAACAAUAUUUAGAAGUGAAUUUGGAGAACGGAAUUCUGUUUGUGAACGAGAAGAUCGACCGCGAAGAGCUGUGUGAACAAAGCACCAUUUGUUUCUUACACUUGCAGGUGGUCAUUGAGAACCCCUUGGAACUGUACCGGGUAGAAGUGGAGAUCUUGGACGUGAAUGAUAACGCUCCCAGUUUCCCGUGGAGCGAGUUUAAUCUGGAGAUCACGGAGUCUGCUGCGCCGGGCUCCCGGUUCCCACUGGAGAGCGCGCAGGAUCUGGAUGUGGGCUCGAACUCUCUCCGCUCGUACUUACUGAGCGCCAAUACACACUUCGUGCUAGACAUUCAGACGCGUAACGACGGCAGCAAGUUUGCAGAACUCGUUCUGCAAUCGCCGCUGGACCGAGAGCAGCAGAAGACGCACGAGAUGGUGCUCACGGCCGUGGACGGUGGCUCCCCGUUGCGCUCGGGCACGGCACAGAUCACGGUAACUGUGCUGGACGCGAAUGACAACGUGCCGGUGUUCGACCGCUCCGUGUACCGGGUCAGCCUGGUCGAAAACGCGCCUAGAGGCACGCUUGUCCUCAAAAUGAACGCCACGGACCUGGAUGAAGGCGCAAACGGCGAGAUCACCUAUUCGUUCAGCGGACAUGCGCCUCUAAAGGUGCGCGAGCUUUUCAGCAUGGAUUCUCACUCGGGUGAGAUCCGGGUGAAGGGAAUCGUGGACUACGAGAAGGCCAGCGUGUACGAGCUCUACGUGCAGGCGAAAGACAAGGGUCCCUCUGCCAUGGCCGUGCAUUGUAAAGUGCUGGUCGAUAUUCUAGACUUGAACGACAAUGCGCCCGAGGUCAUAUUAACCUCUGUGUCAACACCUGUUCAGGAGGACGCGCCACCGGGCACGGUGAUAGCUGUGAUUAGUGUAAUGGACCGGGACUCCGGAGAGAACGGAGCUGUGGAUUGCCAGAUCCCCGGAAAUGUCCCGUUCCAGUUGCACUCCUCCUUUAAAAACUAUUACACACUAGUGACCAGCGAGUCUCUCGACAGAGAGUCUGUCUCGGAGUACAACAUCACCCUCACGGCGCGAGAUCUUGGCUCGCCUCCGCUGUCCACCAGGAAGACGAUUCUGGUUCAAGUGUCUGACAUUAACGACAACCCGCCGCGCUUCAUUCAGCCCUCGUACACUGUAUAUGUGACCGAGAAUAACGCCCCGGGGGCUUCCAUUUGCUCGGUGACCGCAUUCGAUGCGGACUCUAAUCAGAACGCUUAUUUGUCCUACUCCAUCCUGGAGGGUCAGAUCCAGGGCAUGCCGGUGUCCACUUACGUCUCAAUCAAUUCUGAUAACGGCAACAUCUACGCGCUGCGGUCUUUUGAUUACGAGCAGCUCCGGAACUUUCAGAUCCGCGUCCAGGCGCUGGACGCCGGUUUCCCGCCGCUCAGCAGCAACGUGACCGUCAGUGUGUUCGUUUUGGAUCAGAAUGACAACGCGCCGGUCAUCCUGUCCCCACUUUCCAAAAACGGCACUGUUGCUAAUGAAAUCGUGCCCAGGUUGGUUGACGCUGGGUACCUUGUGGCUAAAAUCACGGCGCUUGACCCGGAUGCUGGGCAAAACUCUCGCCUGUCAUAUCAGAUGCUGCAGGCGACGGAUCCCGGGCUGUUCAGCGUGGCUUUAUACACCGGGGAGAUCAGAACAGUCCGCCGCUUUGUAGACAAAGAUGCCAUCAGGCAAAGACUUGUCAUACUUGUCAAGGACAACGGGCAUCCGCCGCUCUCGGCCACCGUGUCCAUAAUUCUGUCGGUGGUGGACAGCGUGCCGGAGUCGCUCUCCGACUUCGGUGACCUCUCGCUCAGCCCCCAGCCCCCGUCUAACCUCGCGCUAUAUUUAAUCGUGUCACUAAGCACCAUCUCGCUCAUCUUCCUCGUGGCCAUCAUCGUCCUGGCGGCCGUGAAGUGCUACAAAGACCGUGACUCCCUCGGCGGUUACGCGCUCUCCUCGUUCAGUACCGCCUGCUGCAGCUUUGAACCGGAGCCGCCCGCCGAGGUGUUCAAAAAGUCUAAUCUCAACCUGCAGAUCUCCACCGGCGCCAAAGUGCCCACGAACUGCGUGGAGGUAAACAGCAAUCCUGGAAACCUCUCUCAGACCUACUGCUACAAAGUGUGUUUGACGCCCGAAUCUGCAAAGAGCGACGUUAUGUUUCUCAAGCCUUGUAGUUCCGGCACACCGAGAAAUAACGCACCGAGAGGAGCGGAUAACCUGGCGCUGAGCUCACAGAGCCGCUGCUCGUCCGUGAACAACGGAGUGACUACACCGAAUGAGUUGAAACAAGCAAACACUGACUGGGCCCUAAACAAAAAUCAAACCUCCUCUCUGAAAAGUUGUAACUCUAUAAACAUGGAUGGCACACUGAUGAGAAAGGCAAUGCAGGCUGAACCAGAGAAUUAUAUGGGUCAAAUGGCUGCUGGACAAUACUGGACCUGGGGAACCCGCUCAAGAGAGUAUCGGAUGCACUCUCCAGCAGGUAGUGUUUCUCAGAGGGCCUGGACUCCUCACUACACACCCCAACACAAACCCACACACCAACCACAGCAGCAGCAGCCCACGGCACAGGUCCGCCCGGACCCUCCGCUCGAUUACCAGCACAACGUCUACAUCCCUGGCACACCGUCUGGCUUCUGCACCCUGCGGCCUAGAUACCGCAGUGAGCUUGACGUUCACAACUCUUUCUCCACCUUCGGAAAGAAACGUAGGUUCAUCUCGCCCAGCAGCUAUGACCCGUGUGAUGACAUGGGGACAGAGGUCAUCAACAAUGACUUAUAUAAUGAAUAAAAUAAGACAAAAGGACCUAUGCUGUGAUGAUGAACAAAAAGAGUGACUUAUUACCAAAGCAUUAUUAUGUAGUCUCAGCCUCAGAUGGACCGACACAGUCCAUUCAUUGACCAUCUGAUGCAUAUUGCACAUGCAAUGCAACUUCCGUUGAUUUAUGGAAGAAAAUUGUUUUCAAAUAAGACUAGAUAUUAUUUAUUAUGAUAUUAUUUUCAAUGGUUUUGCCAUAGUUUGCCUGGAUUGUGCUUCGAAUUUUAGAAAGUUAUACAGGAGUGGAACUGUAUAUCCCACUUUGUAUUCUGUCUGUGAACUUUUUACCAGGACAGAAAUUGUUCUCACAAAGCCUAAAAACGAACCUCCCCCAUUUUCCUGCAACCAUUUUGCAGAGAUUUUUAGAGUGCAACAGUGCCAUUUUCUCAGUGGACUUGUUUCCAGAAGUGUUUUUCCCAUUCACUUUUUUCCAUAAGGAUUAAAAAUAAAGAGUCUUCACUAAAAUGUUUUAAGCCAUAAACCAACCAAGCAGUUAUGAAUUUUAUCACAGCCUUACCGACUUUGAUU
Molecule: messenger RNA, 3890 nt
Organism: Carassius auratus (goldfish)
Lineage: Eukaryota; Metazoa; Chordata; Actinopteri; Cypriniformes; Cyprinidae
Product: protocadherin beta-15-like
Exons: 4
Coding region: 306-3335 (1009 amino acids)
Biological process (GO): homophilic cell-cell adhesion
Cellular component (GO): plasma membrane
Molecular function (GO): calcium ion binding
Source: RefSeq, a predicted model, not a curated record